AUGGCAGCCACUCAAACUAUCCGCGUCCCCCAUCUGGGCGGCAUCGACGCCGGCUACACUCUCUCCAACGGCCAAUAUGACCCCUCCAAGCCGACCUGCGUGCUCAUCAACUCCAUGUGCAUGACCACCGCGCUCUACCGCCCGCAAUUCGAGAGCGCCGAGCUCACCGCCGCCGUCAACCUGCUGGCCAUCGAGCCGCUGGGACACGGCGCUACUAGCUGCGCCACGGAGCACUUCACCUACUGGGACUCGGCCAUCAUGGCGCUGCAAGUCCUCGACGCACUGAACAUCAAGAAGGCGUUUACGCUAGGAACCAGCCAAGGCGGCUGGGUUGUGAUGCGGAUGGCCCUGUUGGCGCCCGAGCGGAUCCAAGGUGUCAUUCCCCUGGGUACGUCCAUGGACAGCGAGUCGCCCGACUCCCGCAGCAAGGGAUGCUGGGACCCCGCGCCGCUGCUGGCGCCCUUCCACGACAAGUGGUCGUCGGCGACGGCGACGCCCGACUUCCUCAUCGACGACGUGUGGUGCGGCAUGGUGAGCGGCAUCGGAUUCGGCGCCAACUCUCCCGCCGAGACGGGCGAGUUCUGGACCAAGACGUUGAAGGAGGUGUACCGCGGAGAUGAGGGCCGCAAGAAGGUGCGCAUGGCAGUGAACUGCCUGCUGGAGCGCGACGGGCUGCUGAUGCGCCUGCGCGACGUCAAGUGCCCCGUAUACUGGCUGCAGGGCAGUGAGGACACGCCGUUUGGCACAACGGUGCCGGUGGAGCAGAUUCGGUUGCUGAGCGGGUCGGUGGAGGCGUCACUGCGGAUGGUCGAGGGAGGAGCCCAUUAUCUGAACGCGACCAACCCGGCUGAAGUAAACCAGGCUGUCUUGGAGAUGGUCCGGAAAUAUGCCUAA
Aspergillus campestris IBT 28561 is the source of this 894-nucleotide messenger RNA. RefSeq names its product alpha/beta fold hydrolase. Bases 1 to 894 code for a protein of 297 amino acids. The transcript is spliced from 2 exons. Gene Ontology annotation, molecular function: catalytic activity. NCBI's taxonomy places the organism in Eukaryota, Fungi, Ascomycota, Eurotiomycetes, Eurotiales, Aspergillaceae. The record is from RefSeq and is a predicted model, not a curated record.